UUUCCGCAUAAGAGAGUCGCAGAAAGUUAAAUAAAUUGGAAUUUUAAAUUGGCGACAGCUUACGCUUUUAAAAUGUUGCUGCAACGCGCGCUCGACGAUAGCCUCAUCGAUUUUGACAGUCGUGUGCUGGUCACCGAUUUGCUGGAGAAAUACAAAUUAACAUACAAGGAGGUGAACGACACGCUGGAGGCGCACAUCAAGCAGCAGGAGCUGAAGUGUGGCACCAAAUACGAGAAGUGCUUUCUUGUUCAUGGCAACAAAGCAGCUGGCAAUGGAGGUGCACCCACCGAGGUCUACACGAUUGUCCAGGGUGAAAGCAAAUUGAAGGAAUGGCUCCGCAAAUUGCAAAAUGCACAGUCCCAGCUAUACUCGGUGGAAGUGGCUGGCGGCUCCAAGGCACCCGCACAGAUAUUUAAGCCCAUGCAGCAUUUGGAGGUGCGGCUGGCCAAGCUGGAGAAACGUGCGGCAGCAGCCACGACAGCAAGGCCGACGCCAGCGAUGAGCAAUGGAGUGCAUAAAGCACCCGACGCGACAAUGCCGAAGCGUGAAUCAACUUCUAAUAGUAAUGCCACAAAUGGCAGUAAGAUGGAAACCACAGAGAAGGGAAAGCAGAACGAGAAGAAAGAGUCGCCUACGGAGCAAAAGAAAGGAAAAGCAGCAGCGGCCGGCAACAAGAAGAGUAGCAUUAGCAGUUUCUUCACAGCAGGAGCAGCUGCCAAAGCACAGACAAAGCCAGCCAAGGACACUAAAGCAGCGACCAAUAACACCAUGGAAAACUUCUUCAAGAAGCAGCCAGCGAGUGAGGCGGCAAAGGCGAGCCCCAAAAAAGAAACAGCCGCCUCCAACACCUCAGUGCAGCUCUUCGACGAGGAGAGCAGCCCAUCUUCGGAUGAGGAAGAAAAGUUGGACAAAUUGCGCCGCACCGUCGUCGCGUCGGACAAUGAAUCCGAUACCGAGGAUAUCAAGGCCUCCACCUCAAGCAGCAAACGUCGUCGUAUCAUGGACUCCGACGAUGAAGAGCAGCCACAAAAGAAAGCCAACGAGAAAGAGAUUGAAGCCAAGCCAGAGCCUCAUACUGAAGUAAUGGAUGUGGAUGCAGAAGAGGAUGCCGCGGCGCCCCCAGCCGAAACGUAUCUCGAUGAGGAUGGCUUCGUCAUCACCAUCAAGCCCAAGAAAGCAGCUCAGCCAGCCAAGAAGCGCGCUUCUCCAGCAUCGGCAGCGCAGACGGCGCCAGCCUCAAAGAAAAAGAGUCCGCCCUCAGCCAACAAAAACACAGCCGGCGCAAAAACGAAGCAAGGCAACAUUAUGAGCUUCUUUACCAAAAAAUGAAUUUAUAACAUAUUGGUUGCACCCCUAUCUACAACAAUAAAAACAUUUCGAAUUCCAUUUAAAGAAAUGUUAAAUAAAAUUAAAGUAUUUUAGACAUUA
Molecule: messenger RNA, 1428 nt
Organism: Scaptodrosophila lebanonensis
Lineage: Eukaryota; Metazoa; Arthropoda; Insecta; Diptera; Drosophilidae
Gene: PolD3
Exons: 1
Coding region: 73-1329 (418 amino acids)
Biological process (GO): DNA replication
Cellular component (GO): delta DNA polymerase complex; nucleus
Source: RefSeq, a predicted model, not a curated record